This is a messenger RNA of Plasmodium malariae, 4593 nucleotides long. Its product is annotated as conserved Plasmodium protein, unknown function. The record is from RefSeq and is a predicted model, not a curated record. The transcript has a single exon. Bases 1 to 4593 code for a protein of 1530 amino acids. NCBI's taxonomy places the organism in Eukaryota, Apicomplexa, Aconoidasida, Haemosporida, Plasmodiidae.
AUGAUGCAGAAAGCUCCAAAAACAUUACGCAUUGAUUUUUAUUACAUAAUAAUUAACUGUAAAUUCAAAAAACAAUGGCACGAAAGUAUUUUUAAAAAAGAAUAUCUGCAUCAAUUAUCAAAAAUUAAUCACUCCUUUGUACAUAAGAGCAAGUACAUUAACAAGAAUAUAUACAAUAUGAAAUGCAUAGAAUUAUACAGAUAUAGUUGUUUGUUAGAGAAGCAAAGUGUGAACAAUGUAGCUAUUUAUAAACAGAUUAAUAGGAGAGUAGAAAUGAUAUACAAAUUUCUUAAUCCGUCAAAAAUUGUAUUAUUAAUUAAAUUAUAUUUAGAAAACGCCAAUUUAAAUUUAUAUCAUAGUACAUUUAACUGUCUUUUAGAAGAAGCAAUAAAAAAGUUAAACGAAUUUAACCUUGAAGAAAUUGUUAAGUUAUAUAAUAUAAUUAGCAAUGUAGAAAACAAUCAAAAUGUUGUUUAUUUAUUUAAAUAUUUUAACAACCACUUAAUUAAUUAUUACACAUUUAUUGAUGUAAAAUCUUUUUCAGUCCUAUUAAAUUCUCACGCAAAAUUAAAAAUUAAAGAUAUGAAACUAAUAAAUAAAUUUUUACAUAUCAUAAUGCAAAAUAAAUUACCUUUUGAUGUUAUAACUUAUUCUAUUUUUUUUAAUUCCUUUUAUAAACUAAGGAUAGUAGAUAACGAAUUUGUUACCAUAAUAGUUAGACAAUUCUUAAACGAAAUAGAUGAGUCGAAAGAAAAAGAAGACUCAGUUCGUAUCGAAAAGUUUGAUCAGAACAUAGUUCAUAAUGACAAAAAAAAAACAAUAAGAAACAUAUUUGUCAGUUAUUCUCCAUACCAUAUUUGUAACAUAUUGCUGUAUUUCACCAUUUAUAAUAUUAACAAUAUAGCUAAUUUAAAUGAUUUAAAAGAAUUUAAAAAUGAUUUAAAUUUAAGUGAUAAUGUCUACAUAAAUUUCUUAAUAGACCUAUUAAUUAAAAAAAAAAAUUUAUUAAAAUGUGAGGAAAUUUUAACCUUAUGCCAAGUUUUCAAGUCUUUGAAAAUAAAAAAUAACAUAUUAGUUAACCAUAUAGAGAACUUAUUACUAAAUUAUUUCAUAUAUGUGAAGGACCAAAAAAAUAUAAAUUAUAACAAUAAUAACCAAAAUGUUACAAAUUCAACUGAUUUUAUUCCAUUCACUGAUAAUGCUCUUGUAAAAAUUUUAUUUGACAUGUGCACUUUUUAUAAUGAUAUAAAUAUAUACAACUAUAGCAUACAAUAUUUUCGCUGGAAAAAGGUAGAUUUUUAUGCCUCUUCAUUAUUACUAUACAUAUAUUCAGAAAUAAAUCUGUUAGAUUAUCAAAUGAUCACUAUAUUAAUUCAUGUUAUAAAUAAAAAUUAUUUACUCAAUUUUCAAGUAGAAAACAUUUUCCCCAUAAUUAGAUCUUUCUAUAAAAUCUGCCUCAACAAUCAGCAUUAUUUUGAAAGUACAAAUAAAAGCCAAAAUUUUGCUAACAACAUGCAGAAUUGUUCUGAAACAACUAGACAUUCAUGUAAUUCACAACCAACGCUGCAAAUAGUUCAUUCAUUAUCCUCCGAUACCUAUAACUCUAUUACUCAAGAUAGGAAACUAAGUAGUACAUGUAAAAUACCCCAAAACGAAAUGUAUAAUAAAAUUAAUGAUAAUGCUAAGGCAAUAGCACUGUCAGCUAACGAUAAUCCUAUCAAAACUUCAACACAAAUAGGAUAUAUAUUUUGCAAAAUUGAAAACUUAUGUGAUAACAUCUUUUCUAAGUUAAAAAAAGAAUUAUUAGAAAAAAAAAUACAUAUCAGUAGAUCAAAUAUAAGUCUCCUAUGUAAAAUUUUGUUCUACUCCACCUUUCUGAGAAGAUUUGCUUUUCUUAACAAUGUAAUUAAUUUAUUUAUAGACAAAAAAGAUGAACUUGAGAGUUUUAAAAAUAUCUUAAAUAUUCUGUACGCUUAUUGUUACAUUAAAAAUAAUAUAUACAGUUACGAUAUAAACAAAAUAAAUCUUAUCAAAGUUAACGAAAAGAGCAUAAUAAAACAGCAUACAAAUGACAGGGUAUUAGAAAAUUAUAAUUUUAUUAUAAAUAAAUUGAAUCAUAACAACGAAUUAACAAAUAUGAUUUCUUUUCUAUUCAUUCAAUGUAAAUUAAAUGAUUAUCGUUUCGUAAAUGAAGAGAGCAUAACUACAUGGCUCAAGUUCUCUUUUUUAAAUAUACAUCUGUUAUCACUCUUACUUAAUAGUCUCAUAUCAAAAGAAUUAAAUAUAAUUACUAACUUUACAGCUAAUGAUAGGACUGAAAUUUUGUUAGAGACAAUAGGUAAUAAAAAAAAAGGUAACGAUAUCAAAAAUAGUCACAUUAUUGUAAAGAAUGUCUAUAAAUUGCAUUUAAUGAAAUUGUAUAAUCUAAUUCUUGUACAAAUAAAUAAGCUUAUUUUAAAGUGCCAAAAUGUUUAUGAUAUAACAAGAAUUUUUAAUUCAUCCUUUAUUUUUUUAAGUUAUUUUGGAAAAUUAAAAAACGAGCAGAAGUUAAAUGGCGAAGAUUUACAAGUCCAAACAAGUAUAUAUAAUAUCCUGAGAAAAAUAGAAAAAAAUGUAAUACAAAAUUAUCUUUUAUAUAAUAAGGAAUACAUAAUAUUGCUAUCAGCCAUUUGUAUAUAUAGUAAUAAUUAUUCGUACAUACCUUUCGCAUUCUUUUUUCAAUAUUUCCAUUUAUUUGCUUUUAAAGAAAUUAUUUCAUAUUUAAUAUUGUUAAGCAAUGAUGAAGAGAUUAAGUACAUCUCUAAUUCUAUUUUUUCCCUAAUAAAUUAUAAGAGCACAGAAAGUAUCGAGUGCAACAAAAAGGAAGACAUUGAAAAGUUUUAUUUUUUUCAUGUGUCCAAAAUUGUAAGAAGUAUUAGCACUAACAGGAAUAACGAUACAAAGGAUAUAAAUAACCACAAUAAUGAUAAUCCAUAUGAUGUCAAUUAUUUGAGGGGCCAUGUUCAAGCUAAUAACUCCUUCUGUUUAAACCCCUUCCAAAUAAACAACAUAAUAAGCAUAUACAAAUCACUGAUAAGUAAUAACGACAUAUUGAAUAGUGAAUUCUUUAAAAAAAUUAAAGACUUGUAUUUGCACUCAAUUGAAAUUAAUUCUGCUUUGUUAAACAAUCUUUCGCUCAGUGAUCUAAAUAGUUUAUGUUUAUUUAUUUUAAAAAAAAACAAUGUAAAUACAUUUCUAUUUAAAUACAUUUUAAAAAAGAAUUAUGAGUACAUCGAUUCAGAAAAAAAAUUGUUAUUAAAAUAUGACUACAUUAUUAGCUUAUUAAAAAUUACAAUCCAUUUAAGGAAAUAUAAUCUAUUUAUAAAUGACUCAAUUAUAAUUAACAUUAUCUUAAAAAAUGUAGAUAAGUUUAACACAUUACACAAAAUGAAUACUCUUAUCGAGUGUUUACUUCAAAUUAGAAGAAGAAAUACUUUUGAUAACCUUAUAAAUGAGUUGUGCUAUAACUCUAAAAAUAUGUAUUUAAAUUACUUUCUAAGUAACCAAACAGUAGACUUAAAUAUAGUGUUGUAUUUUUUGUAUAUAUUAAACAGCUUUAACAACUCAGAACUUUUUUAUACUAUGUUUCAAAUUUUUUGCGUAAAAUUAUUUCAUUUAAAAAGGAUAGUAGUUUAUCAAAGGAAAAGGUAUAAUUUUGUAUCCAGUUCAAACAAUACCUUUUUCAUGGCUAAGAACAUUUAUUAUUUAAACAUAGAUGGAGGUAUAAAAUUAGCCGAAGAUUCGGAUGAUCCUUUUAGAGAUGUUAGCACUUCAGAUAACGAAUAUGUAAUAUAUGUAAAUGAUGAAAAUGCUUUUAUAAAUAUGGAAAAUAAAGAGACAAAGGAAGAAGAAGAAGAAGAAGAAGAAGAGGAAUUUAAUGAUGAUCAUCAUGAUGAGAAGGAUGAAAGCAAAAUGGAGCUGGAAAUAUCGAACUCCAAGAAGAUAACAGUAACUGCUAAGUCAAGCAAAAAUGACAUGCAACUAGUGAUGCAAAAUAAGGAAACUGAUAAAGAUACACACCUUAGCAACUAUCAUAAAGAAACGAAUCAAAUAAAAAAUAUAAAAAAAAUGGACCAUACGACACACAUUAACGACCACUCUUUUAUCAUCUUAUUCCUUCUGCUUGAUCUGGUUAAAAACGAACAAAGAAUUAAACAAGCAGAAAUAUACAAUUUUAACUUUUCCCUAUUUAAAAAUUAUAUAUAUAUCUUAAAUAAAGAAGUAAUAAUUCAGUGCUUGUACAUUUACUUUUACUCAGAAAUUAAUGAAAAAUUGGAACAUGAUAACAAAUUAAGAGGAAACAGAGUUAUAGAUGAACAUGUACAUUACAUCUUAAAUGUCUUGAUAACCUUCAUUCAUAAUUUAGAUGUUUAUUCAAUUUUGAAAUUGUCUUUCAUUUAUAUUAAUUUAUAUUUGUAUUCAAAUAAAAAAUAUCAAGUUAACGAAAACAUUAAAAUUCUUUUUGAGCAUAUAAACAAAAAAAAAAAUUUAAUAGAAAAAAAUAAUAUCUUAUAUGAGCAAAUAAAAAGGUAUGAAAAUAUUUCAAAUUUAUGA